ACAAAAAGUGCCACACCCCCUUGGGUUACUUGAGGUCAACACUGAUAUUUCCGGACAUGCGCAGCGAAGCCGGCUAGUAGCCAACAUGGCGGCCGUCCGGGGGCGAAGUCUUCGCUCCGUCAAGAGGAGAGCUCGCCACGAAAGCGGGGAAGAGAGCGUAAUCGUGGACUUUACGCGUGCUGCCUCCAAGAACCUGAGAGAAAUCCUGGCGAACAUCUGCCGCCCGGCCGGGAUUUCUGAUGGCCGCAAACUCGGACAUCUCAACAACUUCCCUAAGCUGCUGUGCCACUAUGGUCCUGAUGUGGAUUGGGGCCUCACUAGUGAAGAAAUCAUCAAGUGUGUUCGAGUCUCCCUCCUUAGCGAAAGAAAAGAAAUCCGAGCAGCUGGCCUGCGAGUCUUCAGAUAUUUCCUUAAAGAUGCAGCAACGAUGGAACUUCUGCUGCGUCUCAAGGUCGACUUUCUUAUUGCAAGAUGUUUAGACAUUGCCCAGAGUAAUGAUGGGGAGAGAGUUCAGGCCCUCAGACUUAUCAGAAAGAUGGUGUACGUAAGUCCGUCGUUGUUUCCCCGCUCGCUGGUCAACACGCUGGUUUCCGUCGGCAACGAAGGAUCGCAGGAGAGAGACAGACUUCUCCGCGCCAGCCUGUGUGUGCUCUGUGAGCUGGCGAUCCACAACCCGUCGGUUGUGUCUCGGUGCGGCGGCGUCAGCACGAUCCUGAACCACGUCCUGGACUGUCACCUGUCUCGCAUCAACGAGUCGCUCAUGGCAACUGUGCUGCACCUCAUCAACCAACCACAGACAAGAUGCUACGUACGCGCCAUCGAACUGCAGCAAAUGUUGGCUCCCUUUACAGACUUCCACUACAGACACAACGCAGACACUCCAGACAGCCAUAUCAAUGAUGCCAGAGAAACAACACUUUUGUCCAGCAAGAUGGCCAUCGCGACAAUCUUCCGAUCCUGGCCAGGUGUGGUGGUUUUGUGUAAACCUGACGGCAGUGGAGUAGAGUCCCUGCUGGGGGUGCUGUGUAUCCCCAACAACGAAGUUAGGCAAGGAAUUAUGGACAUCUUGUUUGACAUCUUCAGACUUCCCAUUCCUAUCUGGACAGAAGACUUCACUGUUGCACUGAAGAGUUCAGACCCUUCAACAUUCCAAGACUCGUGGCAACUUUCCCAAGGGUUUGUCGUCGAGGAGGCCAAGUCUGUACUGCCCAGCAGAAUGUCUUCUAGAACCAACCUAAUAGAGAACUACCUGGGUCUGGUGCUGUCAGCCUUCCUGAAUGCUGGGCUCCUGGAGAGCCUGGUGGAAGUGAUCCGUUCCAGUGACAACCACAACUCUGUACGAGCAACUGUUCUUCUGGGGGAGCUGCUGCAUAUGGCCAACAGACUUCUGCCCCACGAGUGUGGCCAACAUUCCCACUGCCUGCCCUCCCUGGUCAACCUGGCAGCUUCCUUCGAUGUGUCAGCACAGGAGAGACAACGAGCGAGCACAGCAGUGAUGUGUUUGAACCGUCUGCAUGAGCUGAAGAAGCGCGGCCCGGUCCCACACAGCCUGUACCUGGACCAGCUGAUGCGGCACGGCCACCGCCUGCCUGCUCACAGCAGCAGCCGCAUGGCCCAGGUCAGCAGGGAGAAACUCGCACAGUAUCUCAACAAGGACACAGACGAGACCCUACAGCAGGCGAUGAAGGACACGCAGGUGCUGGUCACCAAGGAGAACCUCAGCUGGGACUGGGACCUCGUCGCCGUCGUGCUCAAGUUGUCCACUGGAGGACCAAGAUGGCUGGACGAUGCUGCAAAUGCAAGGUUUGUGAGGAGACUGAUCUAUUUCUACCGACCGAAGAACCUGCUGUACUCCGGUCUGACGCUGGACUCGCGCCUGGUGGAGCCCAGAAAACUCACCAUCGUGGGCUGCCAGCUCAUGGAGUUCCUGCUUGACUGCCAGGAGGAAGGUCACAGGUUUGUGGAAGAAGUGAUUCGAGAAGUGGUGGAGUGUCUGUGUGAGGUGUAUGAUGGGAAGGACGACGGGCUGUUCAGCGACCAGAGUCUCCAGACGACCGUCUGUCAGGACUUCUUCCUCCUGAUUGGUCGACUGUCGCGGCUGCAGGCGGGGGAGAAAGUACUGGAAGCUUCUGGAGUCUACCAAUGUUUCAUGUCCAUCUGUGGGUUGAAGGGCUGUGAUCUGCUGAGGAAGUUGAUCAUCGCUUGUCUGGACUACAGUAAGGACGGGCUGGCCAGAGUGGUGCUGUCCAAGGCUCUUACUGCUCCAGCCGAGUCGAGUCGUCUGUACACCACGAGUUUCCUGCGGGUUCUGCUCCGCGCUCGAGUUCCGUUCUUUAACCAGUGGGGUGUGGAGUUCCUGGUCACGCAGCUGUACGACAAGAGCAAAACCGUCGCCAUGGAAGCCAUUGAUAUACUGGACGAGGCCUGCGAGGAAGAGGCUAACCUGCAUGCCCUGGUGGACAUGAGACCAUCCCUGCUGCAUCUGGGAGACAAGGGGGCCAUGCUGCUCAUCAGAUUUUUGUCCAUCAGUAAAGGGUUCACCUUCCUGUCUGAAGUGAACUACACGGCAAACGUACUGGACAAGUGGUACAAGUCCUUCAACAAGAAGUAUGUGCACCUGGUGGAGGAUGAGCUGAACGAGGCUCUGACCAACUACCAGAAGCCGAAGGACGGGAGCAACUUCAACCGCAGGAACAUGCACCACCGCCCGCUGCUGCUGAUGAAGAAUGAUGUAUACGUGCCGGUGCACCUGUACGGGGAACUGGUGCAGCACAAGGCAGGAGCGCAGCUGGUAGAGAAACAGGACCACGUCUCAGAAUUCUGCCAAAGAAUCCGCUACCACGACUUGAGCUCGCCUGAGCAGGUGCUGGAGCUCAAGGCUGCCCUCUGGUGUCUGGGUCACAUCGGGACAUCUCCCUGGGGUCAGAGCCUGCUGGAUCAGGAACAGAUAAUCCCAGAGAUCAUCCGUCUGGCCGAGGACUGUCCGGUUCUCUCUGUCAGGGGGACCUGUCUGUAUGUGCUGGGGCUGGUGGCGAAGACACGGCAAGGCUGCGACAUCCUCCGCGAGCAUGGCUGGGAGUCUGUACGCCACGGGCGCGACGAUCCCUGGCCCGUCGUCGACAACCGUGAUCACGUGUUCGACGACGUCAACUCCGAGAUCCCGUCUUCCGCAAGCGAUCUGAGCGGGAGGGACCUUUUCGAUCAGGGAUCCAUGGGCGAUCUGAAUGUGGAUUCCGGCCCGCAGAGUCUGUUUUACGUCGAGAACGGUUCCAAGUACGGCCAGAGCCCGACGAGCACAUUCUUCCUAGACAUUAACGAGAAAGGCGAGCACGCGCUGGCGAGAAUAAACGAGCUAGACUCUUCCAACGCCAAGAGCAAGACAUUACCGAGGGGCGGGGACUCGCGGGAAAAGGACUCGCCAAAGUUCGGCACCGGUCUCAAGAGGGUAAAAACGAUGCCUGUGUUUAAAAGAAGCGGGAUCUCGCCGGAGAGAAAGCUGCGAAGCAACAGCGACAUCAAGCUGCAAUAUUUCCCAAGCUUCCGCAGAGAGGAGAGGAUACGAAGCCCCAGUCCGGGGGCGUACUACGCCGGAUCGUUGGACAGAAAGCCGAGAAAGAGCGACGAGUUAGAGGAAUCAGAGGACAUGAGAGGUAGCAGGAAUAGCAUAAGUGACAGUAAGUUGCACGGUAAGCCGAGAAGCACGAGUUUUAAGCACAGGAGUGACAGCGAUGAGAGUACGGGGAGCGCGCGAGCGGGGGGAAAGAGUCGCAGCGAGAGUUUUAACACGGAUACAACGACAAGCGGCGUGAGCUCCAUGGGUUCCAGUCCACAUGCGGAAACCUGCAGCCUGAGUACCAUCUCCAGUAGCCAAACCGGCCGGACGAGCAGCCAGCCGAUAGAUGUCACACCGCAGAAGUCGGCGACAUUGCCGCGUGCCGUGACGGCGCACAACCUGCCCCCCUCCCCCAAUCCGGGCGCGCGGAGAAGCAUGCUGAGUCCACCUGGGACGGACCUGGGCGUGAGUUACACCAGCACACGGGACGCCGCGGGAUACGCAACGCUGCGCUCACUCAAGAGACACAGGUCCCUUUCGAGAGGAAUGGAGUAUGCAGAGAGUCUGAACUUGACCAUCAGACCAGAGCGGAGCAGUGUGGACUCCUACUUCCCUGCAUUCAAACCCGGCAGGUUGUUCCGAGAGAGUAGCUACACAUCGCUGGACGGUUCCGACAGUGUUCUGUAUGAGAGCCUGGCCUCCCCCCUGCGCCCAGUGGGCCUGUCCGCCGUCUACACGAAGGGCGUCGCGCAGGGGAACUUCAUCGGCCUGACGCUGCCCAUCCACCCUGAGAUGAUCUUUAGGGUUGAGGAUGACUCCUACAAGGGUCCGUCCAGCCCUCCCCCUCCUGUACCAGACAGUGUUCGAUCGUUCUUCUCCGACCUGCACGACCCUGUACACCUGUCGGAGAGCCUCCCCUCAGCGCUGGGAGACCACUCCCCCCCUCCCCUCGUCACCAAACUGCCGCUGACCGCAUCAGGGUUCGAGAACCACGAGAGAGAGAGAUGCAUGGCCUGUAUGGUCAAACCACCCGAGGAGGAAAAACUGCAGGCAGAAAGUACAGUUGAGCUAGAGGAGGAUAAUGAUAACGGAGAAGCCAGCCUGCUGGUCCCACCUCGCAGCCGGUCAAGCAGCCGGACUAAACCGGACAGUACCGACGCAACACCCAACAGUGUCAGCAGCUACACCAGCACGGACUCCGGAUCAGGAAACCGAAGGCUGUCGGUGGACACCCCCGCGGGAAAGGCAAUGGUACGAGCCGAGAUCAUGAAGCUCAUCAUCAACCUCAGCAGCUCCGUGGCAACCAAAGCCCAGGAGACUGGGUUGCUAAGUCUGAAGGAGAAGCUGCCCAACGCGUUUGAUGACACCUGCCUGUACUGUGAGGUUGCUCACCUGUUGUCUGAGUACACCUUCCGGCUACCUGCCCGCCGCUUCAUCCAGGAGCUCUUCCAAGACACCGCCUUUUCUGAGGUUUACGAGGAGGCCCGUGACCUGCUGGGCAUGACAGACACGGCCGUACACGAGACGGUUCGCAGAGAGACGGAGGCGUGAUCGCAGGACGCUUCUUAAACCUACAAGGCAAUAUCUUACUCCUUAAGGCCUCGCCUGUUCAUUUCCUUGGUUCUUAAACUUAUUUUUAGAUUAAAAAUCAAGCAAAAGAAUAAGAUGAAAACCAUGCGCUGAGAGGAAAACUGACAAUAUUCAGCCCUGGAAACUUUGAAACAUUGUGUACUAAGGUAUAAGCUAGCCUGACUACAUCAUGCUUCUAGUAGCCUUUCCACUGGUCAGGCCCCUAGAAAUAAAAGAAGCCAAGCUAGUGCUUGAAAGCAAGACAGGCUAGUUAUAACACAGGCUAGUUACAAGCCUUCUGUACAGUUUUUUUUUUUUACUCUGAUGACCAGGAAAAUGAACUGGUGUUGCCAAAAUCUCAGACACACGAAGGAAAUGUUCAAGUGUCUAAAACUUUAGCAGGACCAGUUAAUGGCCAAAGCACAAGAUGUUCUGUUCAUUCCAUGUUAAACAUUCGUAGCUGUUUCUGUUCAUAACUGGCUUUAAUCUGACCCAGACUUUUAGGUAACUAAGUUUGUUUUAUCAAUGAAAACAGACUGACAGUAUGAAGCAACUUGAAAUGUAAUUUCCAACCCUAUUUUUUGAGAGUACGACACCAUUCUUUGCUCAUUGCUCAUUCCUUAACAAAGACUGGAGUUGGACAGUCAAAAAUUUGGGUGAGUCCAAUUUCUUGUGUUGGAAGUUGCAGUUCAAACUUACUGGUACUUCAUAAUGACUUCUACCAACACAGAUGAACUUUCAAGAUAAGCAAACUGCCAUUCAUUCAUUCAUGUGAAGACAGAUACAUGUAUGACAGCCUCUCCCUCUAAAGGCUCUGCUGAUCUAGAUAAGAACUGUUUUCUCUAAGGCCAUAACAACUGUCUUUUAGACCAUUUGAAACGAAAGUAGAGAAAAAAAAAUGGCAAAACAAGAAAUAAAGAAAAUAACAGGCAUCUUGGCAUACUGGUGUGUUUCCCAGAUGGCUAUGAUGUUGAUUAACUUCUCAUUGGGAAAAUGGAUAGGUCUGUGUUUUAUUCUUAGCAAGGAGGUUAUAUGUUGUAAGUUUCUGAAUGUUGCUGGCUUUAGGACCAGAAGGCUGUAAGUUUGGACCAAGUACACAUCUAGAAAGUCAAGUUCACUUCUGUCAAAUCUGCUAAGAAUCAAACCUUGUUGAAAGUCAGAAAGAAGACAAUGAGAAUUAAGUCUCUUUUCUUUUACACAUGUAUACAGGUAUGUACUGUGGUUUGAGUAACAUAAGAAUUGUUCUACUAUGGUAUGGCAAGGUUUGAAGGUGAGAUGAUGAUGUUCUAAAUAUGUGCAGAACUAUUUGCAACCUUACCUUGAUAAUGGACUUCUGGAACAAGAUAUCUCAACUCAUACCUAUUGGGAGUAUUAUACAUAUACUCUGACCAAAAGUUUGUCAAUGAAAUCAAAGUAUACUUGAGAGUAAAUUAGAGCCAAUAGAUCAUAACUACAGUUAACUAGAAAAGUUUGACAUGGAUAGUUAUAAAAAGGCAAUCUUUGAACAAAAAUAACGUGUGCAGAUCUGUUUUGAAGACCCAGAAUUUACUAACAAUAACUUAACAUGACAUUGUAAGAUUCAUAAUUCAGUGGUUUAUAUUACAAAUAUGCACUUCAGUCUGUAUAUAGAUUUGCCAAAAGGAAAGAAGACUCAGUUGUCAUAGUUGUUAUUUGUUACACAAUCAUGUGAUUUAAGAAAUACAAAGCAUUCUUGGAAGCAUUUUUCUUUUCGGUGGAAACAACUUAAUUCCAUUCUUAAACUUUAAAGAAAAAAAGUUGAUAUUGGGUGUGUGGUAUCAUUUCGUGCUCCUGCACUCUGCACAACUUUGUCAACUUUUGUAGAAACCAGUCUUAAUUUCUCAUACUAAUUCCUGAAAACAAAUUAUGUAAACUUGCACCAACAAUGCUGGCAUUCAACCUAUCCACCCCUACUGUCAAGUGAUUAUAAGCUAUUCCAAAGCAAGGCAAAGACCAAAUGUAAUGUGAAUUAUAUAUUAGUGAAGUGUUAGGACUGUUCCAUUUUAAAGUUUUUUUUUGGUAGAUCCAUGAUGGCAGUUUCUUACUUUAAGCUCAUUCUAUUUUUUGUUUGAAACUGAGAAACAAUCUUGAGGCAUAACAUACCAGUUCUGUUUUUACUAAGUGUGGUGGGUGAUUUACCAACAAUGUAUGUUUAAUAACAGUAGAUAAUUUGUUUAUGUAGUAAGAUUUCAGACUUUCCUCAUGCACUGUUUGAAUAGUGACCACGACUGUACAUAAACUGUAUUUCCUUUCUUAAAUUAUUUCUUGUCUGUUGAUACUAGUUAACUAUGUGUGAUUGUGUUGAGAUGUCCUUCUUUUUGUACAGUUUUUUUGUCUUGCUUUUUUGUCUGUAGAUGAGUAUGUUAAAAAUGUGCUCUUAAGUCCACGAAAUGUAAACAUGUGAUUUAAAAGUUGUAUUUUGGCGUAAUUUAUUAUCAAAAAUCGUUGGGUCUUGAGGACCAGGCAAUUGUUAUGAUGAUAUGUAUGAAUUUACUCGUGUAUUUUUUUGUGAAGACAGUGAUCAUAUUGUCAUUUUAUUUU
This is a messenger RNA of Branchiostoma belcheri (Belcher's lancelet), 7681 nucleotides long. RefSeq names its product rapamycin-insensitive companion of mTOR-like. Gene Ontology annotation, cellular component: TORC2 complex. The record is from RefSeq and is a predicted model, not a curated record. Gene Ontology annotation, biological process: positive regulation of phosphatidylinositol 3-kinase/protein kinase B signal transduction; TORC2 signaling. The transcript is spliced from 39 exons. Bases 86 to 5104 code for a protein of 1672 amino acids. Lineage: Eukaryota; Metazoa; Chordata; Leptocardii; Amphioxiformes; Branchiostomatidae. Gene Ontology annotation, molecular function: protein serine/threonine kinase activator activity.